AUGGCUGCCAAUGUUGUGAAUUCAGUAAACACUCGUCCUCGUGUCCUAUCAUUGUAUCGGCGAAUAUUUCGAAUUGCUCGAACUUGGCAGGCAAACACUGGUUCAGUUGAAGAUUCAUCAAGUCAAGCUGAUUAUAUGAAAAAGGAAGCAAGAACUUUAUUUCGUCAAAAUGCACAUAUUACAGAUGAGAUAGAAAUUGAAAAUCAUAUCAAAGAAGCUGAAGCAAGAAUUGAAUUAACUUUACAUUAUGGUACACCAUAUCCACGUUUAAGUAAUUUACCACCAAAUACUUUAGCUGCAUAUAUGAUUACAUCAACGAAGAGAUCAACACCGCCGCCACCAUCAUCAUCAUCUUCGUCUAGUGAAAGUUUUACAACAACAAAUAAUAAUAAUAAUAAUAGUAUGCAUGAAAAGAGGCGAAUAUCACGACGAACUGAACGUGCAUUAUAUGAAUCUGUCCCAUCUUAUUUAAAAUCAUAUUCCUAUAGACCGAAAAAAUGAGAACAAACAAUAUCAUGUCAUAGAUUUUCUUUCUCCUUUUUCGUUAUUUAGAUAGUAAAUCCAAAUGUAUUUUAAUAGAAGUUCUUUUUUUUUCUUGUUUGUCUGUUUAUGUUAUUAUAUUAAUGAAUCAACUUCCUUAUCAGGUACUGAUUUCUAUAUUUUGGGUUUUAAAUCACACUCUAAGUAGGAGUGCUAGUGAUAAUGAUUGACUAACUAAUGUUAAGUACUUUAAACCUGUGACUUAACGAUUGUAAGUUGAAUGUCUCUACAAUUAAACCAUCACUUCACUAUGCUGAUGCAUAAGUUACAAUGAAUAUAUUAAAAAUUAAAAUAUAGUGUAAUGAUGGGAUGACUGUAUUGUAUGUUUUUGUCAUUCACUCUUUGAGUGGUUAUACGUGAUUAUUAAUAAUGAAAUCUAAUCCGUCAUAGACAGCUUAGGAUCUGGUGCUAAUAUGUAUCAAUACAUGUUAUCAUACACAUCAAUGUAACAGAUGAAAAUGAACAACUGGAAGAUCGAACGGAGUCAACAACUUGUAGGUAUUAUUCAUCAGAUUGGUCUUAUUUUGGGAUAAAACUAAAAACACAAUACGCCGGACAGUUUCUUCGUCCUACUAUUG
This is a messenger RNA of Schistosoma rodhaini, 1118 nucleotides long. The record is from the annotation of a GenBank genome assembly. NCBI's taxonomy places the organism in Eukaryota, Metazoa, Platyhelminthes, Trematoda, Strigeidida, Schistosomatidae.